Desarmillaria tabescens is the source of this 618-nucleotide messenger RNA. RefSeq lists its product as uncharacterized. The transcript has a single exon. Lineage: Eukaryota; Fungi; Basidiomycota; Agaricomycetes; Agaricales; Physalacriaceae. Bases 45 to 395 code for a protein of 116 amino acids. The record is from RefSeq and is a predicted model, not a curated record.
CGCUUAGUUGUUUGAUCUUGUUUGUUGUAUCGGUCGCUAACAGGAUGCUUCAUGUACUGGAGGAGAUGCAGAAUCAGGUGUCGACGAACCCGGUGGACAAAGUCGCGGGACUGGCAUUUCUGAUGUGGUCCGAGAAGAUACCGGCAUACUAUGAGAGCCAAUCUCUGGAGGAGGCAUGGACAGCACUCGUGAAUUCGAUGGAUGCGCUGCGCCGGGGGGAGUUCUUCUUCUUAUGUCCUGAACCAGGAAAUGCAGGCAGAAAAUGGAGGCCAUCAUGGAACCAGGUUAUGAUGAAGCCUCUGCCUGCAUAUGAUUUUGACCCCAGUGUCCGUGUUCAUCGGGAUGAGACGGGAGAUGAAGACUCAUGCAAUGUGUGUCAUUGUGGAGUACAUUGAAAAGGGGUUGGUGUGGGGGUUGGAUGUUGUGGAGGAGGGUGAUCGACAUGGAGAGUUGAUUGUUAAAGAUGAGGGUGGGAUAGAAUAUAGAUCUGGAAUCGCUGCCACCCGAUACCUGAAGACACUUACACACUGAUUAAAGCCUCCAGUCCCAGAAAGAGGCCACACUAUGGUUGCGUUGUUGGGCAAAGCCUGCCAGGGGGAAAGUUUGAGAAAGUGUCGC